AUGGGGCAGACUAAUGUAACAUCCUGGAGUGGUUUUGUCUUCCUAGGUUUCUCCAGUUUGGGGGAGUUGCAACUCCUGCUCUUUGCUGUAUUCCUCUCUGUAUAUCUUAUCACUCUGACGAGCAAUGUCUUCAUUAUCAUAAUCAUUAGGCUGGACAACCAUUUGCACACCCCCAUGUACCUCUUCCUUUCUUAUCUAUCUUUCUCAGAGACCUGCUACACCUUGGGCAUUAUCCCUAGGAUGCUCUCUGGCCUGGCUUUGGGGGACCAGACCAUCUCCUAUCUGGGCUGUGCUGCUCAGAUGUUCUUCUCUGCCUCGUGGGCCUGCACCAACUGCUUUCUUCUGGCUGUCAUGGGCUUUGACAGAUAUGUGGCCAUCUGUGCUCCACUGCACUAUGCCAGUCGAAUGCAUCCUACCUUCUGUGCCCAACUGGUUGGCACCUCCUUCAUGAGUGGGUAUCUCUUUGGGCUGGGGAUGACACUGGCCAUUUUCUGCCUCCCAUUCUGCAGCUCCCAUGAGAUCCAGCACUUUUUUUGUGAUAUACCGCCAGUGCUAAGCCUGGCCUGUGGGGAUACAGGCCUGAGUGAACUGGGGAUCCUCAUCCUCAGCCUGCUGGUCCUCCUGGUCUCCUUCUCCCUCAUCACCAUCUCCUACAUCUACAUCGUGGCAGCUAUCUUGAAGAUCUCCUCUGCCGAAGGGCGGAAAAAAGCCUUCUCCACUUGCGCCUCCCACCUCAUAGUGGUCAUUGUUCACUAUGGCUGUGCCUCCUUUAUGUAUUUGAGGCCGAAAGCCAGCUACUCUCUUGAACGGGAUCAGCUUAUUGCUGUCACCUAUACAGUGGUGACCCCUCUCCUUAACCCUGUUGUUUAUAGUUUAAGGAAUCGAGCUGUGCAGACAGCUUUGAAAAAUGUUUGCCAAGGGAGAUUACUGGGUAAAGGAUGA
Messenger RNA from Orycteropus afer afer, 942 nucleotides. Its product is annotated as olfactory receptor 10Z1. Gene Ontology annotation, molecular function: olfactory receptor activity; G protein-coupled receptor activity. NCBI's taxonomy places the organism in Eukaryota, Metazoa, Chordata, Mammalia, Tubulidentata, Orycteropodidae. Gene Ontology annotation, cellular component: membrane. The record is from RefSeq and is a predicted model, not a curated record. Gene Ontology annotation, biological process: G protein-coupled receptor signaling pathway.